Molecule: messenger RNA, 636 nt
Organism: Trichoderma asperellum CBS 433.97
Lineage: Eukaryota; Fungi; Ascomycota; Sordariomycetes; Hypocreales; Hypocreaceae
Source: RefSeq, a predicted model, not a curated record
AUGUCUCUCUUGAGCGAAGACGUUGCUGCUGAAAACUACCGUGUGGUGCUCCCACCAGCUGGUGGACACGUAGUUAUACGACCGGUUAUGAUUCUGCAGCUGCAAGGUUUUGACGGAAGUGAUGCACUGUACGAAACCUUUAACUUCUUCUCUGUCAACACCUGGUCCUCAAUGCUCUCGCGAGACAUCGGGAAUUUUGGAAAUCAUGGCCAGCGAACUCCUUCCAUAAUCCUCACACGAGACGUUAUCUCCUCCAAUGAUGAAUCCUCGUCCGACAUGGCGUCAUCCACAUUUCAAGGCAUUGUUUCAGCUGGUUCUUACUCCAAGUCAAUGGACAGUGGUAAGAAAUUGCUGGACGCCGUAUGGACUGCCAAUUUACACUGCAACAUCGCAAAACAUGGUCAAGACUUAUUCUUCAUUUAUGUUCACGACCAGAGUAUAGCACAAUUGGAGCUGGAUCACAAGACUUGUCAGGUUACUAUCUGGACGGCGCCAGCCACAAAACAAAGAACUAUUCUCGGCCAAAUUUCUAAACAGGGCCAUCAUCCGCGCGCAUGCCAUUUGCUAUCUGAUCCUCAUGAACGCCCUCAAUUGCAUACGUUGCACAAGAGAGAUACUGUUCGCAUAACUAUUUAA